UGAACGAUCUGGACUCGCGGGUUCUAAUGUCUUUACGUUCAGAAUCAGACCUUGUGGUAAGAUGAUGUAAAAUGAAGUAGAGCACGAGCAGAGCCGAGCACACCCGAGCAUGACGUCACGCGCCUCGCCAUUCGGGUUCGGCUGCCUGCGAAGGAAAGGGGAAAAAACAAGCAACAAGAAGGAAGAGCAAUGGCGACGCUGGUUCGCCAACCACUGAGUGUGGGUCCGUUCACCAGCAAACCGUGUCCUGUCUUCACCAACGAGACAGACUUCUACUCCCUGGACAGUAGGUGUACGCAGUCAUUGUGUUCGCCGUAACUGACACAUGCACGUGUACGGUCUGAUCUCAACCCGCAAGCACGUCUCUCGAGCCGAAUGCAACGUUUGCGAGCCAGUUGUUAAACUUGCAGGCUUCCCAAACCAUUACGGACCCGGGGAAGCAGUUGUACAGUGAGUAGAGAGGAUAUCCACCCCACCCCACCCCCACCCCAACGCCUUCAAAGCCAUGCACAGCAAGAACCAAAGGAGACACGGUUCUUCAAGUGGUUCACGGGCCCCUCUGGUUCCUCUGAAGGAUAAGAUGUCUCUGAGUCAGAGUGACCUUGAGGCUUUGCCGUUUCGUGUGCCUCGUGACUACCCACACUCUCGCUUCAACAAAGCCCCCCUCGCUGUUUACCCGCCAAAAGGAGCCCGAACAAAAGCCUGUGUUUCCUUACCCGUGGUGAGUCUGGAGAAGAUGCCUUGUUUCAGCCGCUCAGAGGGAGCGCAAAUCAAAGUCAGCUCUACUCCAUCCACAGUCGGGUCAUCUCUUCCUGUCCAAUCUUCAUCCUCUGCGUCUUUCUCACCAUCCUCCUCUUCCCUGAAGUCCACCCUUACAUCACCAGCAUCUUGCAGGAAUCAGGAAAAGCUUGUGAAUGGCCGGGGCACCAUAACACCACGUCCCACAACACCCCCGUUAUUGACUGACAGGCGGCUGAGCCCAUCACAGUCGUCUCCCUUGGACAAGCGGCUCACCGCGUCGCCGUCCUCACAAGACAGAAGACCUGCCACAUCUCCUUCACUGUCCUCAGCGGACAGGAGACCUGCUGUCUCACCGUCAGUAACGGAGCGAAAGCAUCUGAAUGGAGCAAAGAGCAGCAGUCACAGGAGAGUUUCAGGUAGAGUUUAUGAUCCAAAUAAACACUGCGGAGUCAUAGAUCCAGAGAGCAAGCGGCCUUGCACUCGUUCUCUUACAUGCAAGACCCACUCUUUGACACAUCGUCGUACAGUCCCAGGUCGGAAGAAGGACUUCAAUAUCCUUCUGGCUGAGCAUAAGGGCCGGGCAAAGGAGAAAGAUUCGGGGCAAAAGAAGGAUGGAAUGAGUAGCCAGGCAGCUCAGUCGACCCAGCCCCUCAGUCCUGCUCCCAGCACACCUUCAGUCUGUCACAAUGGCAAGAGCACUCCUACUCUCAAGCUGCGGCUGGCCAGCGCACACAUACAGAGAGGCUCUGGUAGUGGGGGUGCAGUAGUACUCAGUUCCACAACUCUUCCUGCCACUGACCAAAUACCCAACUAUCAGAGAUACAGCGGUGACGUUCAUGAGUCCAGCGACGAGGCGGAAGCUGAGUUUGCUGAGGAACUGGAGAAAACUUCAUGUCAUUACUCUUCUUACCACCCACGACCCAUUAGUUGGUGUGCCUUCAGCAGCCGGUUGUUGGGCCAGGGUCACUACGUGUUUGACAGACACUGGGACAGGGUGAGGCUUGCACUGCACUGCAUGGUGGAGAAGCAUGUCAACGCUCAGAUGUGGAGGAAAGUCCCUCUAGCGGCAGACAGCAUACCUAGCAUGUCUGAUUCAUCGUCUCUAAACAUGGCCCUUCUCCCUAGCCCCACUCCAACCGUUGACUCUAUUUCCACGGUGUCCUGCUCCACCCCUUACUCCCACAAUGGCACCAGAAUCUUCUGCCUACAGGAAUCCAAAGUGCAGCUGAAUAAAGCAGCCAAGUCAUUAAAAACCUCUGCAGAAGGGGCGUUGUUGAAAAAGCACAAGCCGCCUCCGGCUGCUGAGAAGAGGAACGGGAGUGGGUACGAACUCUCAGGCUCUGCGCACAUCAGCAACGGCACAGCAGCCCUGAGCAUGCGGUCCAAACCGAGCCAGCCAGGGGCGAGUCAUGGGCUGAGCAACACGGACAGAUACACCAGCAUCGAGCUAACCCUUCCACAGGCGCCAAAAGCCAAUCACGGGGCAGUUUUGUCCCAGAGCCUGCUGACGUGUGGAUCGACAGAGGGACGCAAACGCAAAACCCCGGGCUCUGAGCGAGCUAGCAAAGUGACCAAAAUAAUGGCGCACAAUGAAAUCUUUCAGAAAGGCAGCACUGCUUUGCUGUCGGCAGCAGCUGAGGCACCACACAGCGCCCUCUCCAGACUGUCCAAGGUACAUCAGUGACAACUGGCUGAGGUGGAACAAGUAAAGCAGCUUCGCAGCAGUGACCUUUAACCUCCCCUCUUAUCCACACAGUGGUGACCUUUAACCUGCCAUGGCCUGCAUGCAGCGCCACCACCCACCGUGGCCCCUGUGGAGCCCAUGGCACUGUGUGUGAGGGUGUGUGCCUGAGCACCCUGACUGUUCACUGACAAACCUCAUUUGUUUAGGUACUGCAACUAGUCAUCUACAUAACAGCAGUUUAAAGAAACGACCUGCCGUUUCGUUCCCGUCACAGAACACACGCGCACACGUCUCCGAAUCAGGGGGACAUUUCCUACGUCCUACAUCAACCCUUCAUCGCUCUGGCAGUACGGGAAGCAGGAGAUUAAAGACAAACGGUUGGACCUGAACACAUCAGUGUGCUAUAAGAGCGAGGCAGGAGCUUCAGACUUGACCGGAUCUAAAGUGCACUUAGUGUCCUUUCAUGCCUGGACUAUGUAACAGGCUGCUGAGGAGGAAAAAAACACACAGACACACAAACAUAGUGUUUCACCAAGGGAAUAUUUUAUAAAUGCUUUUUUUUGGCAAGCUGUAUUUUUCUAAAGAGGGUGAAUUCAGGUUUUUGAGGAAUUCAGGAGUUCUUCUGUCACAAGUGUUACUGAAGAAUACGACGUUCGUGACUCGAACCCAAGUUGGAAAGCAAACUAGCGUAGUGUUAAAUUUUGUAUAAUAAUUUAUCUUCCAUAUUAAUUCUCCUAACAUACUGUACAUGGCUUAUGGCGUCGCUCAAAGGUAUAUUUGUAUGUCAUUCUAAAGAAAUGUAAGUAUUAUUAUAUUAGACAUUUUACCGGUGAAAAUAUGAGUGCAGAACUGUUUUUUUUAAUAUAAUAUUUAUUAUUAGUGUCUUUCAGCGCUUAGAAGCCUCUGUCUUCCUUAUCAUCAGAUGGGUUAUAGAAGACAAAAAAAGCUAUUUUUUUUUCUUCUUUCUCAUGACUGACUUGUAUUAUAUUAAGAGCCACUCAAGCGAUUAUUCAAAUCGAGGAAAUUAUGUUUUUUGUGUGUGUGUGUGUGUGUGUGUGUGUGUGUGUGUGUUAUGUUGUUGUUUUUUUUGUUCUGUUUUUUUUUUCUUCUCUCUUUCUCCCUUUUCCUUCCAAAAUGCAGCCAUGAGACAGCAGGGAGGAGAAUUAGAGCCAAGCGAGUUUACCAUAACAUUUUAACAUCACGUUUAAAGUGAACUUCUUCCUAGCUGUGAACUAUGACCUUGUUGUACAUUUACACUCUGUGAGAUUUCUUCUUCUUCUUUUUUUCUUUUCUUUUUUUUUCCAGUACAUAAAGGAGUUUGAUUUGAUUGUUCUUUCGCCACGACAGAUUUCAUAUGUUUAAUAUGAUUUAUGUAUUUAGUCCAACACUUUCUAUAAUAAUAAUAAUAAUAAUAAUAAUAAUAAUAAUAAUAAUACUGGUUGUAGAUGAUCAGGAUAUUUUUUUGCAUCACCUUUAGUGUCACCAUGAAGCUUUGUUGUUUGUGUUUUUGUGUUAUUUUUCCCACUAAGUCACAGAAAUAUUCAAGAUGAUAUUAUUGCUUUUGUGAAGACAACAAUUUGUACCAAUCCCCCUUUUUUUUGCACUUUUCUCUUUGAACGGGAAUUAAAUAUGUUUCUAUUUAUAAAGGUAUAAUGAGGCAUAUUACUGUAUGUGGAAAAGGCAGAGAUGUGUGUACAGUUUUGUCAGUAACAGCCAACACUGUGUAAGGACAUGUGUAACUGUGUGCUCCCCAAUGCUAUGACACCUUCUGCCGUGCGGGUGACUAACUUGCUCUGUGUGACAUUAUUACCGUAUUUUGCCUUGCUGUUUUGAUGCAUUUGCUGCCGGUUGACUGUCUUCAGCUUAAUGAAUCCAGCUCUUGAGGAAGGGGUUUUUUGAGCUCUAACUUAAAGGAUGUCUGAUUUGAACUGUUACUGUUCCAUGACCUGCUGGAAUUGCCAUGUGUUUCCGGUAAGCAUGAUGUUCCUGCUUACAUUUACGGCAUUUAGUAAAUGCUCUUAUCCUGAGCCACUUACAUAUUAAGUGGCAAUUUAAUGGACCUUGGAUUCAGACUCACAAUCUUCUGGUCACUAGGUUGUGAGUUCACCACACCACUAAGCCACCACAUACUGCUUUCUGGAAUGUUGUCAUUACCAUCGUCAUUACCACCACCACAUUGUCAUCAUCAUCAUCACCACCACCAUUAACUACUUCUUCUUCUUCCUGGAGGGCUGAACAUUCCUUCUCUUGAAAACCCCCUAGUAUCAGGUCAUGCACUGGUCCUCGCACACCGCCUCAAAGCCGGGGACCUCACGGUUAGAUUUCCCUCUUAGUGAUUUGGACAACGUUUAUUCUCAGGAUUAAAAUAUGUGGAGGACAAACAACCUGACAUGUGCCACAGGAGUGGGCAGGAAAAUAUGUUCAAAUUCAUGUAGAGAGCUGCAUCAGUCACUGAGGUGCACAGUGGCAUCUAGUAGCAGCUUUUGAUUGAUAGAUUUUAUGGUUUAAAUGGCAUCUUACUAAAACAUGGUGAUUAAUUGUGGCAUUUCCACUGGCUAGAAAACUGGCUUAUGUUUUUUACUUUAAAGUCUCCACACUGUGCCAUGUCCUGGCUGCUGUUGUCUGUGUGAGGUCAGAGUUCCUGCAAACAUUUUACGCAACAGAAUGUAAUAUUAAUAAUGACCAGUUUUACAGAAAACACACACGUGCACACACACACACACACACACACACACACACACACACACACACACAGCUCUGGCAAAGCAGAAAAAAAGGAAUUGUCUGAAUGCUGUAGACUACAGUUAUGUUUAGUGUCUCUCUUCUCUUCCUCUCUACCUCUCAUUCUCUACUUCUCUUCCUUUAUACCUCUCUUUCUUUUUCUCUUACUCACUUUCUUUCUCUCUUUUCUCACUCUCAUUCUUUCUUUCUUUCUCACUCUCAUUCUUCCUCUCUAUCUUUCUCUCUAUCUCUCACUGCACUGGGGUGAGAUUCCCAAAUGCAUGCAGACCUAAAGCUGAUGAAGCCCCUAUGCCUAAUCACGUAUGGGUCCUGACCACUGUUUAAGGUGAUGUAAACAGCACUGCCGUUGCUUAUACAUCCAAGUCCAAAUACUUCUGCACAAUGUGUGCAUUUGACUAAAUGACUUAUUUCUGAAUGUCAAUAGGAAAGAAAGGCACUUUUUUAAAUAAAAAAAAAUCGGUGUCCUUUGACCUUUCUUACCCCGUGUUUUCAGUACAAUGACACAGGCCUAUUGUGUAUUUCUUCGGUUUGACAAUGUUUUACAUUUCAUAUGAUCCAUAAAUCACUUCUAGCUGC
This is a messenger RNA of Tachysurus fulvidraco (yellow catfish), 5743 nucleotides long. RefSeq names its product ataxin 7-like 1 (gene atxn7l1). The coding region runs from base 506 to 2425 and encodes 639 amino acids. Lineage: Eukaryota; Metazoa; Chordata; Actinopteri; Siluriformes; Bagridae. The transcript has 11 exons. The record is from RefSeq and is a predicted model, not a curated record.